Molecule: messenger RNA, 830 nt
Organism: Mytilinidion resinicola
Lineage: Eukaryota; Fungi; Ascomycota; Dothideomycetes; Mytilinidiales; Mytilinidiaceae
Exons: 1
Coding region: 245-760 (171 amino acids)
Source: RefSeq, a predicted model, not a curated record
CUGAUCAGGUACAUCGACGACGAAAUGCCUCCUGACGACGAGUAGGUGCGCGCAGCAAGAGCUCACGCGUGACAUUGGCGUAUCGGUCAGGAUGAUUAGCAUUGGGACGGAGUCAGGCGUUUGCUAUUUGCAGUGCUGAGUGCACUUCCCACGACGAGGACUGCCACCAGAUAGGUACUCUACAUCGACGGCUACACAGCCCCAAGCGCAGGCCAGCGCAGCUCAUCUACUACGACUUCGGCUGAUGGUGAGCACCAUGCUGAAGUGUGCGACUGCUCCAACAACACUCUCGAAGGCUCUAGGACUAUGGCGAGAAAGCGCUGUUGAGAGGAGAUCGUUGAAUGGCGAACGUGGAGCGGCUUGCUAUGUUCAUCUGAUUCGCCCGUGGGUCACGCAAUCGCCAACGCAGCUGGAGUACAGCGUCGACAACUCUGGACAAUCAUGCGCUCACGUUCAAACUCGCCAGGACGACGCUGGCCUUCCCCACUGCGUUGUGGGGUCGUAUCGGCUGGGUUUUGCCAGAUCGAACCUCUCCUCUGUAAAUAGACACGAUAGGGUCUCGUCCCAAGAUUCGCAUGGUUGCGUACCUUGGUCCAGCGAUCAGAUGACCCACACCCCAACGUCCCCAACAUGGACCCCUAAUGUAACCAUGGCUUCGCUCAGUGAAGGUCUCUCGAAAAACCUCACCAGAUCCGCCGCUGCUGUCGCGAGACGGCGCGGGACAGCGGUUCUGCUGCUGCACGUGAUCCGGCCUAAUUGAGGCCGCCCUCCAGCUUGGCACCAUCUCAGUGGCUGGCAGCAGCAUCCCCUCCUCCCUCAGAAUUCUCCCC